ACUUCCGGCCAUGGCGCCCGGCGUGGCCGAGCAGCUCCUGCAGCGCCUGGACCGGCCCGGGGCCCCCGGCGGGCUCUGCAGCCUCGAGGCCGCCGCCGAGCUCGGCGUGGACCACCAGACGCUCGUGGGCGCCGUGAAGAGCCUGCAGGCCCUGGGGGAGGUGAUCGAGGCCGAGCCCCGCACGGCCACGCGAUGGGAGCUGAGCGCGGAGGGGCAGGAGGUGCUGCGGGACGGGAGCCCCGAGGUGCGGCUGUUCCGGAGCCUCCCCGAGCAGGGGCUCCCCCAGGCCGAGGCCCAGGUGGGUCCGGGGGGGUCCCUGGGCUUCAGCAAGGCCAUGGCCAACAAAUGGCUCCGCCUCGACAAGGGCGCCGGGAGGGCCUGCGUGUUCCGAGCCGUGCCCUCGGUGCAGGACUCGGUGCAGGAGCAGCUGGGCCAGGUGAGGGCGGGGGGGGCCCCGGCCCUGCCCGAGCGCGACCGCGCCGAGCUCAAGCGGAGGAAGCUGCUGCUGGAAGUGACCCUGAAGUCGUUCUGGAUCCGCAAGGGCAGCGCCUUCAGCACGGCCGUGGCGCGGCCGGAGACGGAGCUGACACCCGAGAUGAUUUCCACGGGGUCCUGGCGCAGCCUGCCCUUCAAACCCUACAACUUCUCGGCGCUGGGGCUGCCCCCGCCCUGCGGGCACCUCCACCCCCUGCUCAAGGUGCGCUCCGAGCUGCGCCAGAUCUUCCUGGAGAUGGGGUUCACGGAGAUGCCCACGGAUAACUUCGUGGAGAGCUCCUUCUGGAACUUCGACGCGCUGUUCCAGCCCCAGCAGCACCCGGCGCGCGACCAGCACGACACCUUCUUCCUGCUGGGUGGGACCCUUCUGAUCCUCUUGGAAACAGUGACACCCCCACCCCCCACAAAUCCCACUGACCCCCAAGCCCCUUCUGAGCCCUUUGGAAACCUUCAGAGGGAUCACGGCUCUCAGGGGUACAGGUACGACUGGAAGGUGGAGGAGGCCCGAGAAGAACCUGCUGAGAACCCACUGGCGUCGGCCAGCGCCAGGGCCCUGUUCCGCCUGGCACAGCAGGAGAAGUUCACCCCCGUGAAAUAUUUCUCCAUCGACCGCGUGUUCCGCAACGAGAGCCUGGACGCGACGCACCUGGCCGAGUUCCACCAGGUCGAGGGGGUCGUGGCCGACCGGGGGCUCACCCUGGGCCACCUCAUGGGCACCCUCAGGCAGUUCUUCAACAAGCUGGGGAUCUCCCAGCUGCGCUUCAAACCCGCCUACAACCCCUACACCGAGCCCAGCAUGGAGGUCUUCAGCUACCACCAGGGCCUGAAGAAGUGGGUGGAGGUGGGAAACUCGGGGGUCUUCCGGCCCGAGCUGCUGCUGCCCAUGGGGCUCCCCGACAACGUCACCGUCAUCGCCUGGGGGCUCUCGCUCGAGCGACCCACCAUGAUCAAAUACGGCAUCAACAACAUCCGCGAGCUCGUGGGGCACCGAGUCAACCUGCAGAUGGUCUACGACAGCCCCCUGUGCCGUCUGGACGUGUGACCCCCUCCCCACCUCCCCUUCCCCUCAUUUUGGGGGGUCUCGUCCUCGGGGGUCCUCCCCACCCCCCAAUAAAGUCCCGUGGGCUGGCC
Molecule: messenger RNA, 1626 nt
Organism: Myiozetetes cayanensis
Lineage: Eukaryota; Metazoa; Chordata; Aves; Passeriformes; Tyrannidae
Gene: FARSA
Product: phenylalanyl-tRNA synthetase subunit alpha
Biological process (GO): phenylalanyl-tRNA aminoacylation
Cellular component (GO): cytosol; phenylalanine-tRNA ligase complex; cytoplasm
Molecular function (GO): ATP binding; phenylalanine-tRNA ligase activity; tRNA binding
Source: RefSeq, a predicted model, not a curated record